CCCGCUCUCGCCGUCUGCUCCCCCCCGCUACCUCCUCCCUCACCUUGACCUCCAGGCUCUGGUGGGUUCCGAGGAGGUGCGGCGUGACCUCUAUCACGAGGCUGGAAGGGGCUGCAGUUGCGAAACUUGUGAGAUCGAAAAGCUUGAGGUGGGAGAGAGGAACGGAGAACUGCAGAAAGGAGACAUGCCAGUGCGAAGCCUUCCUCCUGUUUGAUUGCGUUGAAGAUGCCACCAAACGAUGUUACGAGCGGAAAGACCUACUUGGAACUGAUCCAGUCCACAUGCCCAAAGCCCUCGCAGGAAACUGCACAACCACCACCCAAGAGCAAGAGAGAGCGAGCGGAAGAGAAUUGGAAGAUUCUGGAUGGAAUCAUCAAAGAGUCCGGGCAGUAUGAGAAGGGUUCGGAGCAGCGCGCCAAAUGCCUCGAGCGGCUGCACGAAGUUCUCAGGAGGAUCUCGAAGAGGCCCAGGACGGACGGCAUGUCCUCUCCCGGCAAGAAGAAGAUCUACAGCAGCGCUCAGGAGGAGUUCAUCGACUUCCUAGCCCCGUCCUGCAGUAUCUGCGGCCAGGCGUACGACGGAGGGUGCAAGUGUGACGAGCUGGCAGCGAAUGCCGAGUCGUUCCUUGCCCCGGACGAAGAGCUUGCCGAUAGCUCCUCGAAUAACGAUGGGACGUCGAGCGAGACCACCAACGGGAGCCCCUCGGGUGAUGCUUGAGGGGGCUGGAGAAGGAAGAGGUGUUGACGAGGGAUGACUGGGACGAAGAGAUUCUUGUGCUUGCUUGUGGACAAGCAGGAAGUGUUGAUGACGUGUUCAUUGUGCUCCGCCUCGUAGACGAUGGUGUAUUUUGAUCAGCGUGUACAUACAAGGUUGUGAAGGUUUGUGUUUUGACAUGGCGUGAGACUUAAGUCGUGAUUGCAUGCUUUGAAACCGUUUGUGGAAUAAUAAAGCUUUUGAUUUCACGUG
This is a messenger RNA of Guillardia theta CCMP2712, 966 nucleotides long. RefSeq lists its product as hypothetical. The transcript has 2 exons. NCBI's taxonomy places the organism in Eukaryota, Cryptophyceae, Pyrenomonadales, Geminigeraceae. The coding region runs from base 226 to 717 and encodes 163 amino acids. The record is from RefSeq and is a predicted model, not a curated record.